This is a messenger RNA of Dimorphilus gyrociliatus, 1324 nucleotides long. NCBI's taxonomy places the organism in Eukaryota, Metazoa, Annelida, Polychaeta, Dinophilidae. The record is from the annotation of a GenBank genome assembly.
GUUAUAACAACAAAAAUGCCGGGCAUCGUUCGACCGAAGUUCUAUACUCCAAAAGAAGUUAGUGUACAUAAUACGCCAGAGGACUUAUGGGUAUCAUUCUUAGGAAAAGUUUUUAACUUAACCCCAUUAUGCGAAAAAUAUAAGGGUGAAAUUUUGUUGAAACCAAUUGUACAGGCUGGAGGCACAGAUAUAUCACAUUGGUUUGAUCCAAAAACAAAGAACAUAAGAAGCCAUAUUGACCCAUUGACAGGAUGUAGAAUUCCUUAUACACCACACGGUCGUUUUGUUCAUGUCCCACCACCAUUUCCAGACUCAAAUUGGGCUAAUGAUUUUGGUCGUCCAUGGUGGAGGGAUGAAAGUUACUGCAUUGGUCUAUUAUCGAUUAAAACUCGAAAUAUUAAAAUCAUAAAUACGCUUACUUCCCAAGAUGAGAUAAUCGAAGUUUGUUCCGAGGAAACUAUGGAAGAGAUUUUACAACGUUAUCUUAAAUUCAAUGCUCACGCUUCCAGCUACACUUGGAAAUACGAUUGCCUAAAUUUAGAAAUGGAUAAGACCCUGGCCGAAAAUAAUAUCAUUGAUGAAGAUGGUGAUUUCUACGAGUUAGGGAUGAAUGAUGAUACUUUCCUGCAAGCAAUCCAUUUAUAUUUUAACGAUGAUCUGACCGAAGCCUAAGAAAAGUCUGUUUUGUUAGACUAAUUACAUUCUUCAUUUAAGCACACAACUUUUCUGCUUCUUUUAUAUUUUUAACUUUUACAUCGGAUCAUUAACCUUGGCCUUAUUUACUUAUAGAUGAAAUUGAUACUAUAAUUAAUAUUUGGUGACGACAAGGCUAUCGUUGUUCAUAAAUAAAUUAAAAUAAAGAUAUAUAAAUUGCCUUUUGAAAGCUAGAAUAAAGUCAUAAAAGGGAAAAAAAAGCUUAUUUAUUUAAUUUACUCUAUUAACAUUUUCAAUAAAAUAAUGAAUUUUUAUGGCCAGAUGACUUGAGGAUCAAUGGAAAACUUACCAAGCAAAUUAGUAUUGCGGUACGAGCUUGUUUGUUUGUUUGCUUAUCGUAGAGAUUCUGGACUAAGAUUUAAUGGAUCAAUAAAAAAAUAGCGUAAGAAAAGAGGGAAGCUAGUGAUGUAUAUGUUAGACAAGGAUUACUCUACUAUGAAAAUAUCCAGCAUCCCUUCUUGCUGCACCUCCCUAUCUCUCUGUCUUUUCGCUUUUUAUCUCUCUUUUCCUUCUUCUCUCAAGUGAUAGUAUAAUACUGAAUAAAUAGAAAUAAUAACUAAAUAUUCCCUACUAGGAAAUAAGGAUGCUAUAAAAUCUAAUUAUGAUGAAA